UGGUGGACGAAUGAAACCGAAAGACGCUUUAAAGGCGCUUUCAAUUUACUCUAAAUAACAGUCCAACAUGAAACGUCGUUCGGAUGUAUCUGAGGCUGCAGCAUCAAAGAAAACUCGAAAAGACAGCUCUGUAACACAGAAAAGCUUUGCAGUCCAACCUGUGGAAGCUUUUCGAGGAAGACUUCCUUUUUAUCGACAACCAAUCGAAGUGGGGCAUUUCUCUUUAGACGAUCAUAGAAGGUUUCACGAUGAUAAGAGACAAUUGAGGUAUUUUAGUCCUCCGCGUGAUAUAAACUUCGACCUCAGGGCUGGGUAUAAAGACUUUGUGAAACGGAACGAAGAUGUAAAAGAAGGGUUGGAAAACUUGUUGCAGUGGGUACAAUGUCACCACGAGAAGUUUGAAAUCGUUCAAAGUCCCACGAGCGAGACUCCUCCAGAAGGUAAAACUCAACUCUCCAGCUUACACACAGAUUUCAUAACAUGGAGGGGGCUCUUGACAAAGAUAAUGUGCACACCCUAUGAAACAAGAGAAUCUUGGCAAAUGGCAGCUGUGCUACACAAUGGAACAAUCUACAUUAUGGAGAUAGAAACUGAGGAAAACAAGGACAAGAGGGAGAAUAUGGAAGAAAGACACAAAGAGAUGUGCUACUGGGGUCAUAACUUUGAAAGCUAUGUUACAUCCCUGGUAGACAAAAGUCAUCAUAAUAAAAAUGAGGAAAAAGCCAAGGAAAGCCAUGCUAUUAAUGAUAGUGAGGAAUUUGUCACUGUAAUCAGGGCUAGGCUUAAUAAACACUCAUUGGUUUUUGGUGCUGAAGUGGACUGCUGCACCAAGGAUAAUGAAGAAGCCCCAGCAAAUUAUAUAGAAUUGAAAACUUCCUUGAAACCUCACAACCACCACCACCACUACACCUUCAAACGCUUCAAACUGCUCAAGUGGUGGGCGCAGUCUUAUUUGGCUGGUGUGCCAAAAAUCAUUUGUGGCUACAGGGAUCACAGUGGCCAUGUGAAAGAAUUGCAAACAUACAACACUCUGGCCAUACCUAGACUUGCACGAGAUGAGGAGGAUCUCUGGGAUUCUUCCAUUUGUUUGAACUUUCUGGACAGAUUUCUUGACUGGGUGAAGACAGUGGUUAUAAAAAGUGGACCAAGGGUGAUGUACAUGUUCUCCUGGAGAGAGCCAUUUGAAGAAGUGACAGUUACAGAGAAGUCUGAUGAACUGCACUGUGUCCUCCCAGACUGGUAUUUGAAAACUUUCACAAAUACUGCCUCUCCAUAGCUACAGUUGAAAUUUUCCCAUUUUAUUACAGAGCUUCUUUAUUCUUCUUUUUAGGAUCAUUAUCAUGUGCAGCAUACAUUUUGUAGUCGCUGAUACACUGGAUAGAGAUUUAUUUGUUGGAUAGCAUUAUCUGCCCUUUAUGCAACUGGGCCCUAAAUUUCAAAACAGGGGGAGGGGAAGGGGCCUUAUCAAAAACUUGAACUUCAAAACAGGGGAGGGGGGGGCUUAUGAGAAACCUGAAUUUCAAAACAGGGGGAGAGGUAGGCUUAUUAAAAACCUGAAUUUCUUAAAGGGAGAGAGGGCUUUACAAUAAAAGGGGGGGCAUACAAGGUGUUUGUAGUUCACAAAGUAAAAAAAAGUUAUCAAUCACAAACAAAGGAGUGUACUCAGAACAAAUGAAAUUAUUUUUAACCAUCCAGUUAUUCUGUUUAGUUUUAAAUAAGGUAACCAUUAUUUAAAUAUGAAAAAACUAGUCAUUGUAACAUAGUAAAGUUGAGUUAGAUUAUUUAUAUUCUUAUCGUAGUUAUAUGGUAUUGAUCUUCUCAGUAUUUUAUAUAAAGAAUAGCUGUUAACAUUGCCAAUUUGUUCCCUAUCAUUACCACAAUA
Messenger RNA from Pocillopora verrucosa, 1882 nucleotides. RefSeq names its product decapping and exoribonuclease protein. The record is from RefSeq and is a predicted model, not a curated record. Lineage: Eukaryota; Metazoa; Cnidaria; Anthozoa; Scleractinia; Pocilloporidae. Gene Ontology annotation, molecular function: mRNA 5'-diphosphatase activity. Gene Ontology annotation, cellular component: cytosol; nucleus. Gene Ontology annotation, biological process: nuclear-transcribed mRNA catabolic process; NAD-cap decapping.